Messenger RNA from Macadamia integrifolia, 795 nucleotides. Its product is annotated as dirigent protein 10-like. Bases 1 to 795 code for a protein of 264 amino acids. Lineage: Eukaryota; Viridiplantae; Streptophyta; Magnoliopsida; Proteales; Proteaceae. The transcript has a single exon. The record is from RefSeq and is a predicted model, not a curated record.
AUGUCCAGGUCCACAAGCAAGCACCAUUCCUUACUGAAGCUCAACCUAAUGGCUCGGUUUCUCUUCGCCAUAACUAUCUUCAACCAAUCAACCUCAGCUCGUAUUCUCGGCGACCUAUCGCAGCCGCACCAGCCGCCUCCAUAUGGCCGGCAACUCUUGAUCACUUUCUUCAUGCGGAGUAUUCUCUGCGACGCCCAACCAGCUUCAACCCCAAACCUCAAUGACCAACGUCUGUUCCCAAACCCUGCAGGUAUCUUCCCUCCCAGUACUAGCCCUAGAGGAACCGUAUCCGAAUACCCAAUUCCAGAAUCCUACCCAAACCCAGCCACCGAAACCCCCUACAUGUCCGGCUCUUUAUCGUUCCCAACGGUGGCGACUGCGACACUACGAGGGCUGGAUUUGGGAGCUGUGACACCUAUCGAGGAGGAGAUAUUGGAAGGUUUAAAGAUUGGGUUGCCUUAUUUAUACAUGGGAAGAGCUAAAGGAGCUUAUGUGGCGAGCUCGGAGGAUGGAAGCAGUCACAUGAUGGCAAUGACUGCAAAGUUUGCUGACGGAGAAGAAGGUGGUGGUGGUGAAUAUAAGGAUAGCUUGAGUUUCUUUGGUGUCCACCGAACUGAUGCCUAUGAGUCUCAUAUCUCUGUGAUCGGUGGUUCGGGAAAGUAUGAGGGUGCAAAUGGUUUUGCAACGGUCAAGGCUGUGAAGUUGGGUUCUCAGGAUGACAGCUCCACCGCCGCCGCCGCCGCCACCACCACCACCGCAGCCUUACUUCAAUUCACCGUUUAUAUCUCCUACUAG